Nymphaea colorata (pocket water lily) is the source of this 4897-nucleotide messenger RNA. RefSeq names its product putative acyl-activating enzyme 19. The transcript has 17 exons. The coding region runs from base 707 to 4348 and encodes 1213 amino acids. Gene Ontology annotation, biological process: amino acid activation for nonribosomal peptide biosynthetic process. The record is from RefSeq and is a predicted model, not a curated record. Lineage: Eukaryota; Viridiplantae; Streptophyta; Magnoliopsida; Nymphaeales; Nymphaeaceae. Gene Ontology annotation, molecular function: protein binding.
GGGGCAACUUGUUAUUUUGGGGGAAGGAGGGAAAAGCCGCGCCAUCGAUGCGCAGGGUUCCAAUGGCGGGAAUUUCUAUUCAGUCGUCCAAGCUCGUUUCGCCAAGGGCAACCCUAAUCCAGGUCGGAAGAAGGUCUCAUAUCCUUGUCUGAGAGGAAGAAGAAAUCAUUAGGGGCCGAUAUUGGGAAUCCUUGUGCUCGAAUGAACGACGUUCAUCAUCAUCUUCUUCGUCAACCUCUGCUCAGCAGAUUUCGCUUCCACAGACCAAGCUAGCAAAAUCAACUCUCUCGAGCAGCGAAGAAUGGAUAUGGCAGAGACGACCAGAGAGGACGUCGUUCCGGAGACGGUUUAAGAAGACUGAAUAGAUGCAAAAAUCGAACCCUCGGUUGACGGAAAUCGCGCGUGGCGGAGGCAAAGCGAUUCAGAGCGGCCAUGAAGGCUCGUUCAAUCUUUCCGGCUCUUGCCUCCAUAUUCUUGAACAUUUUAAAAGCUGCGAAAAGAUUUUAGACAUGAGCUUCCUAUGGUAUUUCUUUAAAAGUCGUGAGGCUCUCGUAAAGUUUUUCCUUUCUUGGGCUCUUUUUUGGGACUGUUCGGUUUGGACCCGAUAAAUGUUUUUGGAGGGAGAGUCUGGGACCUUGGUGGUGGCUUAUAUAAUGCAUCUGAUCGCCCGCGUCUUUUAAAUUAUCGAGUUCCCUGGGCGUCUCCGAUGGCGGUCGAUGUUUCGGCCGAGGCAAGACCCCGUUGCUGCAUUAGUCACCUCUUCCACGCUGUGGCUUCCAGCUGCCCCAGCAAAAUCGCUGUCGUUCACGCCGUCGACGGAGCCCAUGUCUGCCGUUCCCUAGGUGAGCGAUCUGCUUAUGAAGUCGAUUUUGAUGAAAAGAGGCUCCUUUCUGCCUGCCGGAUAUCCCAAUCCCCGCCAAUCUACCCUGGGGAUGAAUAUUUCACUUACGGAAAGAUUCUUUCUACUGUCGAGGAAUUGAGCGUCCGAAUCCGUGUCGUUCUUGAUGGCGGCGAUGAUCCUGCUCUUAUCAAGCCGAGCGGAGGUAUAGAUUCAGAGGCUGGCAAAUUCUGCUCAUUUGAUGAUUCCCCACUGUUGGUGGGGAUAUUUUUAGCUCCUUCCGUAUAUUACCUUGUGGCUGUUCUCGCAACUCUAAGAAUCGGGGAGGCAUUUCUUCCUAUAGAUCCUUCAUGGCCCAAACACAGGGUGCUCUCAAUAGUUUCUUCUUCAAGGCCUGCUCUUGUUAUCACCCAUCCUUUUUCCGUUGGUUCAAAUGUUGAAGAAAAUGAAGUGCCACGUUGGCUUGUAUCUGGAAGCAACUUGCUGGUUUUGUUUCGAUCAGACAUUCAUAUUAGCAAGUGGGAUGACAACUUAUCCAAAUCUAGAGGUAUAUGGCCAUGCCAAAGAGAAAGACCGAGUCCAUUUUGUUACGUGAUGUGUACAUCUGGAUCAACUGGAAACCCCAAGGGUGUGUGUGGCACUGAGAAAGGCCUUCUGAAUCGCUUCUUGUGGAUGCAUACCUUAUUUCCCAUUCGUUUGGAAGAUGUUCUACUGUUCAAGACUUCAAUCAGUUUUAUUGAUCAUUUUCAAGAGGUUUUGGGUGCCAUUCUUGCCCCUGCAACAUUGAUAAUACCUUUUCCAAACGAGUUAUCUGCAGAUCCUUUGUCGUUAAUUGACCUUGUGAAGGCAUAUUCAGUUACAAGGUUGAUAGCUGUUCCUUCGUUAAUUCGAAUAAUUCUUCCUGCCUUGAACAGUUUACAUGGGAAGCUAAUGCAGGAGGGUCUAAAAGUUUUGGUGUUGAGUGGGGAAGUCUUUCCGUUGUCUUUAUGGUAUACCCUUCAGAGUCUAUUGCCAACUACUACAAUUUUAAAUCUCUAUGGAAGUACGGAGGUAUCUGGAGAUUGUACGUUUUUUGAUUGCAAAGAUUUGCCAAAGAUUUUGGAGACUGAGGUGCUGAGUACUGUGCCUAUUGGGAAGCCAAUUCAUGGUUGUAAAGUAAUACUAAUUGGAGAAUCUAAUGAUUCUGAUGAUGGUGAAAUUUUUGUUGGUGGGGCGUGCACUUCAAUUGGGUACUUGUUUAAUUCAGCUUCAGAUUUUGUUUACUUGCGAUGUCAUGAUGAAAGUUCUCAUGGUAUUCUUGGUCAGAAAGAUAUAGACGAAAUGUAUUUUAGAACUGGUGAUUUUGCUAGACGACUUAGGAGUGGUGAUUAUGUCUUUAUGGGAAGAAAAGAUCGUCUAGUGAAAAUCCAUGGGCAACGCAUUUCUCUGGAAGAGGUAGAAGAUACUUUGAGGGAUCAUCCUGAUGUAUCAGAUUCAGCUGUAACUGUCAAUUCAAGUGAUGGAGAACAAUCUCAUCUGAUAGCUUACAUUAUACUGAAAGGAAGAGCUGAUGUAAUUCCAGAAGCACCUGCAGCAUCCUCUGAUGAUGGUGAAUCUAAUGGUUUUGAACAAACAGCUUCAUCCUUGAAGCAUUGGUUGGCAGAAAGACUGCCUUCAGGGAUGAUACCUGCACAUUUUCAGUUUCUUAACUCAUUUCCUGUGACUUCUUCAGGGAAAAUAGACUAUGCUUCAUUAGCAGUGCCAGGUUUGAGCAAGAAAAGGCAGAGAAUCCAUAUCAGCGCCGGCCUUCACAAAAGACAUCUAGAAACAGUAAAAAAGGCUUUUUGUAGAGCUUUGAUGGCCGAAAAAGUUAUGGAGGAUGAUGAUUUUUUCUCUCUGGGUGGGAAUUCAAUGGCUGCUGCAUAUCUUGGACACAUCUUAGGCAUUGAUAUGAGGCUUAUAUACAGGUUUCCCAGCCCAUCCAAAAUAUUGAAAGUUAUGCUUGAUCAGACCUUGCUUCCUGAAGAUUCUUUUAAAUUGGAAAUUCAAAGUGAAAACCUGUCAUCCACCCUAAACACAGAGACUCCUUCUCCCGUCAGUCAUGAUGUUCUCCCAGAAUCAAGCCGUGUAGGUUCCAGAAGGGUUCAUAGUUUGGAAUCUGAUUUAGGUGACACAGUACCAGUCAAUGAAAAGAAGCAGCCUGCUCGCAUUUGUAACUCUUUGGAGCUGGAUGAAAUUGUAGAUGGAAAGCUUUUAAUUGAGGAUAGUGCUUGGAUUUCAAGUAUUCACUUAGCAACAUCAGUUUCAUUCAGCCGUUGUAAUAAGAUUACAUUUGUUGAAGAGUCUGAACUAGGUGUUUUUCCUCAAAUAUCUGUUGAAAUCGAUGGGAUGAACAUCCGAAAGAUGCAAAGCCUGUGGAAAGUUAACCUGAACUCGUGCGUUGAUGCAUCUCCACUUGUCAUCUCAAUGCACGGGAAUGUGUAUUUAUUCAUCGGGGCACACUCACACUUCUUUGUUUGUGUCAAUGCCUUGAGUGGUCAGCUUGUAUGGGAGGUCAGUUUGGCGGGAAGAGUAGAGUGCUCGGCUGCAAUUACUGAAGACUUUUCUCAGGUUAUUGUUGGAUGUUAUAGAGGAAAUGUGUAUUUUCUUGAUUUCAUGACAGGAAGCAUUUUUUGGACUUUCGAAACUGGUGGUGAGGUCAAAUCACAGCCGGUUGUGGACUCAUCAAGGAGUAUAGUAUGGUGCGGAUCCUAUGAUCAUAAUUUGUAUGCACUGGACUAUAAAAAUCAUUGCUGUCUUUCAAAGAUUUUCUGUGGGGGAAGCAUUUAUGGUACCCCUUCUAUUGACAUGGUGCGCACUAUACUUUAUGUAGGAUCAACUAGUGGGAGAGUUACAGCUGUAUCUCUGCAGGGUUUGCCAUUUCAUAUAAAGUGGCAGUAUGAAUCUGGAGCACCAAUUUUCGCAUCUUCUUCUAUCAACCCUUCAAAUGGAAAUGUUAUUUUCUGCUUGGUGAAUGGAAGGAUUGUUGCUUUGGAUUCAGCUGGGUCCAUUGUGUGGAAAGCAACUACAGGUGGUCCAAUAUUUGCAGGAGCAUGCAUUUCUUCAUUUCUUUAUGGGCAGGUGUUGGUGUGUUCACAGAAUGGAGUUGUGUACUCAUUUGGGCUGGAAAGUGGGAAGUUGGUUUGGGAAUAUCACAUUGGAGAUCCAAUUACUUCUUCGGCGUAUGUUGAUGAAAACAUUGUCCUUCUGUCUGGUUCUUGUCCUACAGAGCACAGGUUAGCCUGCAUAUGCAGCUGUUCAGGAAGGAUUCACGUGCUCAGAAUCAAUGUUAAUGCUGUUAAUGAAAAGAAUCACCAUGAGCAAGAUUUGGAGAAGGAUGUAUAUGCAUAUGCAAAGAUGGAUCUCCCUGCAAAUAUCUUUUCUUCACCUUUGAUGAUAAGUGGUCGAAUUUUUGUAGGUUGUAGGGAUGAUCAUGUGUAUUGUUUAUCCGUCUUGAAGAAUGAUGUGCAUGAAGAGCUUUCGAGAUGCUAGAUUUAGGACUGCGUAAGAAGAUUUGGUGUAUUAUUGUUAUGACUGGCGCAGGUUUCUCACAACAAUUAUUUUUAUCAAGAGCUUCAGCUGUCAUUAAGAAGGAUAAGUGUAUUAUUCUAAGCUUUGGAGCUGUGGAAGUAAUAUUCCUCAGAAAAUGCUACACCGUCCUGUCUGAUAUCGGAGAAAAACUUUUGGAAAUCAGUGGCUGCUGGCUGACUGCACACGUGGUGGUGAUCUUACUCUGAUGGUAGCAUUUUGACCUUCAGGUGUCUAACUGUCAAAGCAGUUGCAAGAUCAGCAGACUGUUAUGCUUCUUUGGCGCUUUGAAUCUCAUGCUUUUUUGAUGGUCCAAUCUAAUGGAACAGUAAGUCCAGGUUUCUAUCAACAGUAUCGUAUGCAGGCAACUGGUGCUUUGGUUAUUUUGCUUUUAUAGUUUUGGUCGCCCAUCAGAAUCUUGAUUGUUCUUUGUGUAUAUAGAAUCAUACAUGAACUCUGUGUCCAUUGACCUUGUUUAUUGAAAAUAUUUAGGUAGAAAAUGGUUAUUUGCAA